Molecule: messenger RNA, 795 nt
Organism: Trichoderma citrinoviride
Lineage: Eukaryota; Fungi; Ascomycota; Sordariomycetes; Hypocreales; Hypocreaceae
Product: t-SNARE
Exons: 2
Coding region: 1-795 (264 amino acids)
Biological process (GO): vesicle fusion; intracellular protein transport; Golgi to vacuole transport
Cellular component (GO): membrane; SNARE complex; endomembrane system
Molecular function (GO): SNAP receptor activity; SNARE binding
Source: RefSeq, a predicted model, not a curated record
AUGGCGUAUGAGCGACUACCCAACCUCGAGGCCGGCCAAAGCGGCGGCCGCUACACCGACGAUCCUGCGUUCCAAGACCUCCAAUACGAGCUGAAGAACAAACUGCAGUCUCUGCUGAGCAACAACCGCAAGCUUGCCAACGAUGUCAACGUCCUGGGGACGAAGAAAGACACUCCCCGCUUGCGGGAGCGGGUUCACAACACAAUGGAAAAGUCGCGGGAAAUCUGCAAGGAUAUUGGCGAUGGCGUGAAGAAGCUGCAGACAUGGGAUGACCUCACUAAACAACAAAAGUACGAACAAACAAAGAUCUCGAGCGAUUUUCAGACGGCCUUGCAGGAGUUCCAGGGUCUGCAGAGGAAGGCCCUGGAAAAGGAACGCGCAUCCAUCACGGCAGCCCGCGAAGCGCAGGCUUCAGAAAUCACGGGCGCCGGGGGCGAGGAACAAGUACAACUGCAACAGCAGCAGCAGCUGUCGCAACUGGCCCCGCAGGACGAGGUGGAUUUCCAGGAGGCCUUGAUCAUUGAGCGCGAAGAGGAGAUUCGAAACAUCGAGCAGGGCGUCGGCGACCUGAACGUGCUAUUCAAGCAAGUGGCGCAGAUUGUUACCGAGCAAGGCCAGCAGCUCAUCACCAUCUCCGAUACCGUGGAGAAUAUUCACGAAAGCACCCGCGGUGCCGACGUAGAGACCCGUCAAGCCGCGCGGUACCAAAAGGCAGCGCGCAACAAGGGCUGCUGCUUGAUGCUGAUUCUGGCCGUCAUUUUGACCAUUGUCAUUUUGGCGAUUGUCGUUGGCUGA